Messenger RNA from Lemur catta (Ring-tailed lemur), 2114 nucleotides. RefSeq names its product B-box and SPRY domain containing (gene BSPRY). The coding region runs from base 44 to 1240 and encodes 398 amino acids. NCBI's taxonomy places the organism in Eukaryota, Metazoa, Chordata, Mammalia, Primates, Lemuridae. Gene Ontology annotation, molecular function: zinc ion binding; protein binding. The record is from RefSeq and is a predicted model, not a curated record. The transcript has 6 exons.
GCCACCUGCGACAGGUGGAGCGCGCGACACCCGCCACUCGGCCAUGUCCGCGGAGGGCGCGGGGCCCGGGCCGGGGUCCGAGGCGGGGCCGCUCUGCCCGGAGCACGGCCAGGCUCUGAGCUGGUUCUGCGACUCCGAGGGGCGGCCCGUGUGCGCCGCCUGCGCGGAGCUGGGCGGCCGCUGCCGGGGACACCGCAUCCGCCGGGCGGGGGAGCGCGCCGAGGAGCUGCGGAACAAGAUCGUGGACCAGUGUGAGAGGCUGCAGUUACAGAGUGCUGGCAUCACCAAAUAUGUGGCCGAGGUCCUGCCAGGGAAGAACCAGAGAGCAGUGACCACGGCCAGUGCAGCGAGGGAACUGGUUAUCCAGCGGUUGAGUCUGGUGAGGAGUCUGUGCGAGAGUGAGGAGCAGCGCUUGCUGGAGCAGGUGCACGGUGAAGAGGAGCGGGCCCACCAGAGUAUCCUGACGCAGCGUGUGCACUGGGCUGAGGCGCUGCAGAAGCUUGACACCAUCCGCAGCAGCCUGGUGGGCAUGCUCACCCAUCUGGAUGACCUCCAGCUGAUUCAGAAGGAGCAGGAGAUUUUCGAGUGGACUGAAGAAGCAGAGGGCAUUUUGGAUCCCCAGGAGUCAGAAAAGUUAAACUUUAACGAGAAGUGCACUCGGAGUCCACUACUGACUCAACUCUGGGCAACAGCGGUUCUUGGGUCCCUCUCAGGCACAGAGGACAUCCGUAUCGAUGAGAGGACCGUCAGCCCCUUCCUGCAAUUGUCAGACGAUCGACGGACCCUGACCUUCAGCGCCAAGAAGUCCAAGGCCUGUGUAGAUGGCCCAGAACGCUUUGACCACUGGCCCAAUGCCCUGGCUGCCACCUCCUUCCAGGCCGGGCUCCACGCCUGGACGGUGAAUGUUCAGAACAGUUGUGCCUAUAAGGUGGGCGUGGCUUCAGGCCAGCUGCCCCGCAAGGGUUCUGGCAGUGACUGCCGUCUGGGCCACAAUGCUUUCUCCUGGGUCUUCUCUCGCUAUGACCAGCAGUUCUGUUUCUUGCACAACGGGCAGCACGAGGCCCUGGGGCUGCUGCAGUGCCCAGCUCGGCUGGGCGUGCUGCUGGACUUGCAGGCCCGGGAGCUGCUCUUCUACGAUCCAGCCUCGGGCACAGUGCUCUACACCCACCACGCACCCUUCCCUGGGCCCCUCUUCCCAGUCUUUGCUGUGGCUGACCAGACCAUUUCCAUCGUCCACUGACCUCUGGCCGCAGGAAGGCCAGGUCCACCUCCCACCACCCUUUCGGGCCAUGUUUCUAUCCCCUGUCCUUUUCCCAAACGAUGUGUGUGGUUUUCUAAGGGAAACAGGACCCAGGCCCAAUGGGCAGCUUUAGGAGGGGUGGGGGUCUGUUUCAGAUCUAGGCCCAACCUCUGAAUACUGGGUAUCUAUGUGGAACCUGCCACUCCCUGGGCCCCAGUCUCCUAAAUCCACCAGGCACCUGCCCCUCUGAGGGUAUCUUGUUCACCCCUUUGUCUCUGGCAUCCAGCAUGGCGCCUGGUGAGUAGUGAGCAUGUGAUAAAUACAUGGCAAGUGAGUGGAUGGAAGGAUGGGUGGGUGAGGGGAUGGAUAUGGUAGUCUCUGGAAAGGCUCUGCCUUUCAGGCCCCUUUUUUAUACGUGUAGAAGUGGUUCUCUGGCAGAGAAGCCUGUGGCUGAAGCUUCUUCAUGUCCUAAGUUCAGUGCUUCUCAAUCUUUUUCAUGACAUGGCACGUAGAGAAGGUAUUUUUUCUAGCACACAUGGACAACCUGAAAGGCUGCUCUGGCCUGGGGGCUACUGCCUUACCCCAGGUCCUGCCUCGGCCCUUGGAAGACCAAGGGACCACGUCUCCAGGUGACCUGACUGCAACACCGCCAUUGGGAUGUCUCAAACCUGGCACUGAGCUCCAGCCUGUGCCCACCAAGCACAGGGAUUAACUCUGUCAUCCUCCUGCGGUCGACGAGUUCUCCCACCUGACAGCCCCCUCUGACAUAAACUGGAGACCUGGGGUGAGGGCUUCCAGCCAGAAGGAGCUGAAGGGGUAAGAGGGUGCCAGGCUUAGGGCACCUGGACAUUAUUAAAGGUCUUAAAAGGUUUAA